UCCGUCAGACAGAUGCAUUGGAACACACCGAAAUACCGCGGAGGCAGUGGAAGGAAUGCGCCAACCCACAAACCACCCGCCCUCCUUACCAACUACCUGCUGCCCCUUCCGUGGCAGAGUCUGCGGUUCCCACCUCGCUCUCAGCAAGCGUUUCAAACCCCACAGAACAAGGCUAUGCAUUCUCGAUCCCACAGAAGAAGUCCCCCCUUGUUUUUCUUCUCCCUUCCCACUUUUCGGUGCAUAAGAUCUUUUGGAGAAACAAAGGACUGCAGAUGCUAGGUUCCGGAAACAGCGGAGUUACGAAAUCCGAGUGCUGGGAUCAGCUAUUGUCAGCGAGGUGCGGGACCAGAGGGAACAGCGCUCACACUGUGAAAUCGUCAACUCGGACACCGCGGGGAUUAGCACAGGACCUCUGCGGAUUCCUCCAGGGUUUGUGGAUCGGAGUGGGGGAAGGUGGUCAUCGGUUACGCGCCCAAACUGAACCGGAUCGGGAUUUUAGAGAGAAUUGUGGACCCCCUUCACUCCAGAUGUCCUGGAAAGUUCAGCUUGUGAUGUGGGUCGCUCUGCUUCCCGUGGCGGUAGCUCUGCAAUCUGGAAACCAUUCACAAGGUAAAGUUCGACCCAGAACCUUUGCAGGUAUUUUGGAUUCUGAGCCUAAUGAAUUUAUCGAUCUUGAAGGGAAAAUUGAAGGUGAAGGUGAAGGUUCAGGCCAUUAUGAAGGAAGUGGACUCAGAGAAGGAUCUGGAUUUGAAUUGGAUGAAAAUGGAUUUAUUGACCCUGUUAAAAACUCCAAGAAACUCUCUGUGACCAUCCCAGAGUCAGCAAGAGAAUAUCUAACCAGCCAAUGGAUUACUGUAUUUAUCCCUUCUGUUUACACUAUUAUUUUUGCAAUAGGAUUGCUUUUCAACUGCAUAGCAAUCUUAACCAUUCACUUUAAAAUGACAUUUGAUAAGCCAACUGUAAUUUACAUGUUAAAUUUGGCCCUGGCAGAUUUAUUAUUUGUGCUGUUGCUUCCAUUGAAGAUCUCCUACUAUUUUUCUGGUAAUGAUUGGAGUUUUGGUUCUUUUCUCUGCCGACUGGUCAAUGCUAGUUUUUACGCAUACAUGCACUGUUCAGUGUUACUGAUGAUGUGUAUUAGUGUUGACCGAUUUGUUGCUAUAGUUUUUCCAAUCAGAUCUUCCUCCUGGAGGAGCCCAAGGCGCGCAGUUGCACUUUGCUUCGUCGUGUGGCUUUUAACCUUUGGUGGUGCUAUGCCACUUUUCUUGAUUGACCAAACAGUAUACAUCACUAAUUUGAAUAUUACGACUUGCCAUGAUGUGCUUCCCCUCUCUGUACUACAAAACUACUUCACCUAUUACUUUCCCAUUCUGUGUGCUCUGUUUUUUGUAAUUCCCCUGGUUGUGACCACAGUCUGUUAUGUGGGUAUUAUUUCAGCCCUUUCUUCAACAAAUGUGGGAAGCGAAUUCAAGAAAACGUCAGCCAUCAUUUUGGCUGUGAUUGUGCUUUCUGUCUUCAUAGUCUGCUUUGCACCAACUAACAUCAUUUUGCUUAUACACUAUCUUCAUCUUAAUUAUGCAGCAAAUGACACUCUCUACUUUGUUUACAUGCUCUGUGUAUGCAUAGGCAGCUUGAGCUGUUGCCUUGAUCCUUUGAUUUAUUAUUAUGCCUCGUCUCUGUUCCAGAAGCAUCUAAAGAAUCUAUUUUGUUCUAAAAAUGAUACUAAAUCUGGGAGUAGUCAAACAGGAUCCAAGAGCUGUAAAACAGGAAACACCAAUUUCAAUGAUAGUACCUACAAAAAAUUACUGGCCUAAACUUAUCACGACAUUCUCACCUUUUAUUUUACUAUUUUUCAAAGAUACCGUAACCUGUAAUUUGGGAUAAAAUGUAUAAAAUAUCCUCUAAUAUUUUUGCUUCAUUAUAUUUUUAUUAUUUUUAUGUGUUUUUCUUUUAUCUACAUUUAUCUUGUGAUAAAAAUAUAAUUUAAUUAAAACUCACCAAUUCUGGUAAUAUUUCACUUGGCAGGAUAUGUUUGUUGGGUGUAUUCAGAAUAUGUUAUCAUCAACGUUCCACUACUGCUCAGUGUAAAUAAUGCUUAAACACUUUAUUGCACAUUCCAUACGGAUUAGUCUUGGUUACAUGCUUAUCCAGUUAAUGGGAUUUGAUUAGAAGCAGCUUCUAUACUUAGUUUGUUGUUUUGCUGUUUUCAGAUUAAUGUUGCAAUUGUCCUAUAUUUUGUUUUUUUUAUUUGAUGGAGGAAUAAAUGAGUGAAAGGCUCUAUACCCGAAUUGCUAUAGAACCAAUGUGGUACUCAGAACUAAAUAUCCCUCUUCAUUAAAAAGCUGUGAUCUAAUUGCUCUCUCAGAAAUUUAAAUUUUGAUUUAUAUGUUUUUCUAUGAAUUUGAUUUAUAGCUUUCUGAUCCUCCUGUACUCAGGUGAUUUUUCAUGCUUAGAAGGAAUUAAAUGCAAUGGAUUUUAUGUUAUGUAGGCUAAUAUAGUCCAGUUAUAUAGCAGAAUAUAAUUCUGUACCUUCACUUCUGAAAUGUUGCCCAUUUGCACCUUUUAAGGUCAGUGCCUGCAUUCAACUGUACAUUUUGCCUUUCAUUUGUUUCUAACAUGCAAGACAAAACUGAAAUUCAUGUACCUAGAAAUUGUGUCACAUUAUGUCACCUGUUUUGUGUACUGGAAUGAUUAAAUUUCAAUGAAAAAUCA
Pristis pectinata (smalltooth sawfish) is the source of this 2709-nucleotide messenger RNA. RefSeq names its product proteinase-activated receptor 1-like. Gene Ontology annotation, cellular component: membrane. The record is from RefSeq and is a predicted model, not a curated record. NCBI's taxonomy places the organism in Eukaryota, Metazoa, Chordata, Chondrichthyes, Rhinopristiformes, Pristidae. Bases 273 to 1811 code for a protein of 512 amino acids. Gene Ontology annotation, molecular function: thrombin-activated receptor activity. The transcript has 3 exons. Gene Ontology annotation, biological process: phospholipase C-activating G protein-coupled receptor signaling pathway; thrombin-activated receptor signaling pathway; blood coagulation.